This is a messenger RNA of Vanessa atalanta (red admiral), 1788 nucleotides long. RefSeq lists its product as uncharacterized. Bases 43 to 813 code for a protein of 256 amino acids. The transcript has 3 exons. The record is from RefSeq and is a predicted model, not a curated record. NCBI's taxonomy places the organism in Eukaryota, Metazoa, Arthropoda, Insecta, Lepidoptera, Nymphalidae.
GUGAAGUCACACUAUCUAUACUAGCUUGUAAAUGUUUGAAAAAUGCAACUGGUUACUAAAGUGCACCUUUAUCGUAGUCCUUACACAAUAUGCUAUAUUUCCGAAGACCGCUUAACUUUGCCCGAUGAAUAUAGUUACAAAUCUAUCGGUGUUAAAAAUGAUACCAAUGACUCGAACAUUGGUGAUCAAAACGUAAACAUACUAGACUUAAAUAAGAAAAAUUUAAAAUUUAGUACGUCUGCGUUAUUUUUACAACCUUUCCUUAAAGAGUGUUUAAAUUCGGAUGUGUAUAGAAUAAACGUUUUAAGGAAUUUGAAUGAAUUAAGUGGUAAUCCAAAUAGUGGGACGUUGUUUUUAAAAUUAAUUUUAGAACCACCGGAUAGAGAAGUAAUCGAUUACGCAUGGAACGAAAGAAUGUUGCAGCUGAUAUGGACAAGGGUUGAGGUGGAAAAUGCAUUUUCAUGGUUAUCAACACUUGGUGGUGCUUAUUCAGCAUUAGGGGACUAUUUUGAACAUUGUGCUGAAGAGGCUGGUAAAAUUUCAAUGCGCCAGUAUGCAUUGUCUAAAAUGCUGGGUGAUGACAGUCUAGCUGCUCGGAGCAGGUUAUAUUCUGCAAUAGCUUUUGCUCAAAAGGGUAAACUAAAAGUAGCUAGGUAUUUAGUAAGAAAUAUAGCAGCAUUUGCCAGAGAAACUCAUGAUAAACGUCUCAAUAGAAUGUGUCAAGGUGUAUGGGUUAAGCUAAGGUACUUACGAGAAAAACAGUGUAUAGAAAAAAGCAAUAGUGUUAAAACUGAAAACAUUAAUUCCGAGUGAGGUUUUUAAAUGUUCUUAUGAAAGUUGUUUGAAAUAAAAAAUGUUAUAAUUCUUGUUAAAUGUUUGUAAAAUUGUUUUAAGUAAAAAUAAAUAUCUCUCACAAAUGUUUAUAAUUGUACAUACAAAGUAAUUAGUGCAGCAAAACCCUUAUACCAUUUAAAGUAUGAUAUAUAUCCAUUUACAACAUAUGUGACCAAAUACUAAAACGCUUCAUAUAUUAAAUAAGAAGAUAUUAUUUAGAUUGAUAUAACUAUUGCCAAUAACGAUAAGAAAAUAUUUACAAAUGGCGGCCACUGCAAAUAGUGUGAGUGAGAGGGCACUAGCCCUCUCACUCACACUAUUUGCAUCUCAUUUUGUGACAUAAUCAGGUUGGAAUUGAAUAUUUAUUCAAAAUUAUACCAAUUUUUGUACAUUGUAUUGUAUUAUAAUAUACAUAUUUUAAUUGGAAAUUAAUAGAAUUUCAAAUGUUUGUUUCUUUCAUUGUUGAUGACCGCAUUUAUAAAUAUUUUCCUUAUUGGUAGGUAUAUAAGGAUAUCUGCUUAAAAAGCUUGAACCAGAAGUGCUAUUAUGAAAAAUUUUGAUCAUGGACUAUAAAAAACUGAUUUGAAUUGUCAUGCAACACUUAAUACAAUAAUACUUGUGAUAACUAUAUCAUGUAUCAAUAUUAGUCGGUUUUAGAAUUUAUUCUGCCCUCGCUGAUAUUAUUUUUUGUUUUGUAUUUCAUCACUUUUGUUUGUAAUUUUGUCAAUAUUCCGCUGGCGUUGUAAAUUUUUUCGAUGAUAUGAAACUAAGAUAAGCUUUAUAAAUAUUUUUGAUUAUACACAUUUGUACUAUAAAAUGUACAUUGCUUAAGAGAUAUAUAUCAAAAAGUCAAUUGAUAGUGUUUUAAUCGCAUUAAAAAUAAGUUCAUAUUUCUUAAUUUUUUGUUUGAGUGUGUUGGAAGGACUUUUGAAUAAAUGAUAACUUGACAUUCAG